Chanos chanos (milkfish) is the source of this 2769-nucleotide messenger RNA. RefSeq names its product carnitine palmitoyltransferase 1B (muscle) (gene cpt1b). Gene Ontology annotation, biological process: fatty acid metabolic process; carnitine metabolic process; long-chain fatty acid transport. Gene Ontology annotation, molecular function: carnitine O-palmitoyltransferase activity. Gene Ontology annotation, cellular component: mitochondrion. The record is from RefSeq and is a predicted model, not a curated record. The transcript has 19 exons. NCBI's taxonomy places the organism in Eukaryota, Metazoa, Chordata, Actinopteri, Gonorynchiformes, Chanidae. The coding region runs from base 184 to 2496 and encodes 770 amino acids.
AGAGCUGAUUAGAUGAUAGAACCGCCGUUGCAACGGUUCACAGGAGUCAUUUGAAGGGCACGAGAGUUGCUGUGUGUUAAACGCACCGUUACUUCCACUCAGAGUGAGAUCGAGUCAUACCGAGAGAAAAACACUUCACUCUGCUCUCAGCUCAACUCAACGACAGUUCUCCCAGCGUCCGCGAUGGCCGAGGCGCACCAGGCCGUGGGCUUCCAGUUCACCGUCACACCGGACGGCAUUGACCUGCACCUGAGCCGGGAGGUCCUCAAACACAUCUACCUGUCCGGCGUGACUUCGUGGAGAAAACGCGUCAUUCGCUUCAAGAAUAAUAUCUUGGCUGGAGUGUAUCCUGCCAGUCCAUCCAGUUGGCUGAUCGUGGUCAUUGCCAUAAUGAGCACCAUGUACACCAGGGUCGACCCGUCACUGGGCAUGAUCAGCACGAUUAAAGACACGCUGCCCGUCAGUGAUUACAUGACGGUACAGACUCAGACGGUGUUGAGUGCCAUUCUAUUUGCUACGGGUGUGUGGUUGUCCCUGAUUGUGCUGCUCAGAUACACACUCAAAGCCCUCCUCUCCUACCACGGCUGGAUCUUUGAGCCGCACGGCAAGAUGAGUCUCACUAAUAAACUCUGGCUGAGUCUGGUGAAGCUGUUAUCUGGUCGACGACCGCUGCUCUACAGUUUCCAGGCGUCUUUACCCAGACUUCCUGUGCCCAGUGUCGAGGACACCAUACACAGGUAUCUGGAGUCAGUGCGCCCCCUGCUGGACGAUGAGCAGUAUAAACAGAUGGAGACUGUGGCAAACGAGUUUAAAAAGGACCCAGCGCCCAAAUUACAGAAGUACCUCAUAUUCAAGUCCUGGUGGGCCACCAAUUAUGUGAGUGACUGGUGGGAGGAGUAUAUCUACCUGAGGGGGCGGGGCCCAAUCAUGGUCAACAGUAACUUCUAUGUGAUGGAUCUGUUGUAUGUUGUCCCCACUCACAGACAGGCAGCCAGGGCAGCUAAUGCAGUUCACGCCAUGUUACAGUAUCGACGCAGACUAGAGCGAGGAGAGCAUGCACCGAUGAGGGCUCUGGGUGUAGUGCCAAUGUGUUCUUUCCAGUAUGAGAGAAUGUUCAACACCACACGCAUCCCUGGCAUCGACACAGACUUUGUUCAGCACCUGAAAGACCGUAAACACCUGGUAGUUUACCAUCGUGGGCGCUUCUUUAAGGUGUGGCUGUAUUACGGUGGACGCCACCUCUGGCCUUCUGAGUUAGAAUUCCAGUUUCAGCGAAUCCUCAACGACACCACAGAACCGCAGCCCGGCGAACUGAAACUCGCUGCUCUCACCGCAGGCAACCGGGUCCCGUGGGCCAGGGCGCGGCUGAAGUUCUUCGGCGAGGGUGUGAAUAAAGCGUCCUUGGAUGCCAUAGAAACGGCAGCGUUCUUCCUGACGCUGGACGAGGAGGAGCAUGGCUACAGGGCGGACAAACUGGAUUCACUGGAUCACUACGCCAAAUCCCUCCUGCACGGCAAGUGCUUCGACAGGUGGUUUGACAAGUCCUUUAAUCUGAUUGUGUAUAAAAACGGUAAAAUGGGUUUGAACAUUGAACACUCAUGGGCAGAUGCUCCCAUCAUUGGGCACAUGUGGGAGUAUGUUACAGCCACAGACUGUUUCCAGCUGGGUUACACAGAAGAAGGCCACUGCAAAGGGGACGUCAACAAAGGACUGGCUCCCCCCGCCAGACUACAGUGGGACAUUCCAGCAGCGUGUCAGGACAUUAUUGAGAGUUCAUACAGUCUGGCAAAGGAGAUCGCUGAUGACGUGGAUUUUCACGCCUGUAUCUUUAAUGAGUUUGGGAAAGGACUGAUAAAGAAAUGCAAAACCAGCCCAGACGCAUUUGUGCAGCUGGCUCUACAGCUAGCUCAGUACAGGGACAAGGGUGAGUUCUGUCUGACCUAUGAGGCAUCGAUGACCCGUAUGUUCCGAGAGGGCCGGACAGAGACGGUACGCUCCUGCACCAAUGAGUCGGCUGCUUUCGUCCGAGCCAUGGAGGACAAGAACAGCACGAAUGAGCAGAGACUGGAGCUGUUCCGGAAAGCAGCGGAAAAACAUCAGAACAUGUACCGUCUGGCCAUGACCGGCUCUGGGAUCGACCGGCACCUGUUCUGCCUCUACAUUGUCUCCAAACUGCUGUCCAUCGACUCACCUUUUCUCAAACAGGUCCUGUCAGAGCCCUGGAGACUCUCCACCAGUCAGACUCCUCAGCAGCAGCUGAACCUGAUUGACAUCCAGAAAUAUCCUUCAUAUGUGGGAGCAGGAGGCGGCUUUGGCCCUGUGGCAGAUGACGGCUACGGUGUGUCUUACAUCAUCGUCGGGGAGGACCUGAUCACAUUCCACAUUUCCAGCAAAUUCUCCAGCCCAGAAACAGACUCGUAUCGCUUCGGUCAGAACAUCAGACAGGCUAUGCUGGACAUCCGUGCUCUGUUUCACCAAAACGAGAAGAGGCAAUGAGAGAGAACUGUUUAUCCCAGUGAAACCUGCUCAUUAAUAACUAUAUACUCAUCAAAUAAUUAUAAACUCUCCACCCUCAGUCUACCAUCACAACAUGACUCUCCCAGAGGAGCAAACCUGGAGCCGCUCUGGUUCCUUCACUUCACAGACCCUUGUAGUCUCUCAUUCCAUCACAGUUAUCACGGUGAAGUGGCCGUCUUCUCUUGGGGGGGGGGCUAGGGUAAUGGAGCUGCCAUAUUUCACGAAUUCAUGGGAAAGUGAUCACAGACAGUA